Messenger RNA from Glarea lozoyensis ATCC 20868, 2619 nucleotides. RefSeq names its product Ankyrin repeat-containing protein. Gene Ontology annotation, molecular function: protein binding. The transcript is spliced from 2 exons. NCBI's taxonomy places the organism in Eukaryota, Fungi, Ascomycota, Leotiomycetes, Helotiales, Helotiaceae. The coding region runs from base 1 to 2619 and encodes 872 amino acids. The record is from RefSeq and is a predicted model, not a curated record.
AUGCCUCCCAAAGAGACACCACAAGCCAAAAACAAGGGCGGUCGUCCUAAAGCGGCGUGGACACCUCGUCGAGAUCAGAAAGCGGUUCACCUAUACACUUUGACAAAACUUACCAUGUUGGCAAUAUCUGUUGAAAUGAAGGAGGAAGGUUUUGCUCCCAGCGAAAGUGCAACACAAAAACGGUUGAAGGACUUGCUGCCGAAGAAUCAAGUCCAAGAUAUCAAUGUUUUUAGACCUCGUGAUGAGGAGAAUAUGAAACUACGCUUCGAAACGCUCAAAGCCUGUCAUGGACAGGUCAAUACCCGACGUAUGAGAGAGAAAAACGAUCGCCAUCGACGGCGGUUGAAACGUAGAACUCGAAGAGCGAAGAGGAUUGCUCAGUUCGAUGGGCCACAGCAGGCUUUCAAGGCAGGUUGCUCUGAUAGCCUCAUUCAAUGGGGUUUGCCAUGUGACUCGUUGAUAUCGAACAGCGAUCCGUUGCCGUCGAAAUCGGUGCCUCUCACCCCAGCACAUUCGCCUCUUGAGUUCAUUGACCCGAAAUUGGUUGAAUCUACAGUAUCCCAACUUGGGCACUAUGACAAACAGCUGCAAGAGGAGGACAAAGCAGAUGAUACGUCUCCACAACCUGCGGCUCUUACUGACGACUUCAACUGGUCGCCUUAUGUAUCCGUGAAUGGUGUGGCUACAGCGAUGAAAGAGGGGGACCCGCUCCUGGCUGUCGCAGAAUUGACGGCUCCUUUCAUAAUAUCACCCUAUACCGAUACAUCGCCCCUUCUGUGCGAGGAAAUCGAUGAGUAUCUGGGUGAAUUGCCUGGAACCUCCGUAACAGCACGGGAAACGCAAGUAACUGAAGAAGAUCAAUUGUCACUUCCAUUAUUUUUUUCUUGGGAAGAAGAGGAGGAGGUACAGCGUAAAUCCGAUCAUGCACAGGUGGUACUUGACAAACUCAGCAAGCAAAUUUCUGAUGUCACGCUUCAACCUAAAAGAUUUGUGCUUCUUAAGUACGACACCAUUUUCAAAGCAGAGCACACAAAAUUAGUCUCACGCUUCUCUGGUGCUAGUUCCACUAAAUCAAGCUUGAUGUCGUGGGCUAGCCAUUUGACUUCGCACCGGUCAUAUGGCUCCAGCAUACAUUCCGUUCGGACAGGCAGCUCAGGAUCCAAGGUUAAAGCACAAAGAGGCUUUUCGGCAAUAGCAGUUGCGUCUCAGGACCCGCUAUCUUUAGUAGAGGAGCAAGCUUUGCCAGACACAGUUAACGGCUCAACCACUGUCGUUCCUCCUUUGCGGAUGCCUGCCACAUAUUCUUCUAAAGAGGAAGAAGCCUGGCUAGAAUUAGUGGGUAAACCAAAUGCAAAGUCCUAUUCUUCACUGUCAGGAAGCGCUCGAGCGUGUUGCAGGGCAAAUGCACCAAUUUGUCAUGAGUGCGGCAUACGUACUACAGCUUUCCAGCAGUGGAAACAGCUACCGAGAGCAUCGCAACCCUCUGGGGAGCUUGACAUGAUAGAUCUUGUAAUUGAUUUCUACGGAAACACCCCCCUUCAUUGGGCAGCUCACUACAGUGCGAGCUCACUAGUGCUGUCGUCGUACGAGUCUUCAUGGUCAAUAAGGAAAGCUAGCCCUGUGCACUCCACGCCAUUUUUGGGCCCACAAGAUUUGGCGGAAAGAUAUAACACUCUUGGAGAGACUGUAUUGCACUGUCUCAAAAUCACUUCAACCGCCGAAAUUAUCCAGUAUAGCGACAUAAUACGCUUGAUAGCAGAUGGAAGAAGUGUAAGGAAGAGCCAUAAGCAUAGGGUCAAGCAGCGGGACUGUCAUAAAGUACAAAGAAAGCGGAAGCAUGAUUUCAAUCGACGAGACUGCCAUGGACGAACGAUAAUACAUCGAUUUCUCCUUCAGCUUUCAGAGGAUCUCCUACACGAAGUAUUGCCUGAAAAGGGUUUGACCAAUCUAUUGGAUAUGACUUCAAUACCUCUCGAUGCGACUGACAAUCAAGGAGAAACCCUCUUUGACAUAUUGGUAGCGCGAGAAGUGCCACUAGAGUUUUAUUCUGGACUUGAUUUUCGGGCAACAUUGGACACUACACUCGCAAAAGUGUUCGGCGGUUUUACUGAUACACGACCCGUAGUCUACUCAGCGCUGAGCUUCAUCGAACCACAAUUCUCUCUCCUCAUUAUUCCCGAGUUUUGUGCUAAAAUGUUGGACAUCAAUUGGAUUGAUCUAAAUGGCGAUACUAUCUUACAUGCUGUAAUCAAGUACGAUAUCACUAAGGAUCCACAACGUGUGGAAGUAUUGCUACAUCAGGGUGCAGAUCUCGGCAUCAAGGACCGCAAAGGAAACACAGCUCUGUCCAUUGCUGUAAACUUGGGUUCCCUGGGUAUCACACGGCUGUUAUUGAAAUCUGGAGCCAAUGUUCACAGUCGGAAUUAUGGUGGGACUGGAAUUUUAAUGCAGGCAGCAGAACACAUGCGUUCAACGAAGCAGGACAAGAAUCACCAGUUGGGAAAUGAGAUUCUGAGUUGCACAAACCUACUUAUUGAUCAUGGCGCAAUUCCCAACCCUGCAGACAUGGAUGAGUGGAUGACAGCGGAGGGUCGAACAGCGCUCUCUGCUAGUCUUUAA